ACAAAAUACAUAUGUAUUUUGAAGUUUGUUGAAAUUGAAUAUUUACAUAUAUGAAUUUGUGAAAUUUUCUUUCGAGUUUUAUUCAAAAAUUUGUAUAUAUAUAUGCAUAUAUUACUUUUGAAUUAGCAUCUGCUAAUGGCACAACUUCAUCAAGAAAGAAGUAAAGUUUGGCGAUAUUUCACAAGAUCAUCAGAUAACUUGAAAGCAAAAUGUCAUUUGUGUUUAGCUUUUUUGUCUUUUAAGGGAGGCUCAAUUUCAAAUUUGCAUCUUCACUUAAGAAGAAAACAUGCAGAACAUUUGGAUGAGCAAAGUGGAGCGCUAAUUAAAAACAGUUUUCCUGAUCCAGUAAAAAACAUAGAAAAAGUCGAGUUCUUCAAAAAUGAUAACAAUGUUAAGAAAUUAAUAGAGCUAGUGCGCCAAAGAGGAAAUAUUUUAUACAAAUUCUCAAGGGACAACCUCUGGAAUAGCGAAACUCAAGAAAAAUUGUGGAAAGAGGUUGCAGAAGCUUUAGGAAGUGAGGUUACGCAAAUAGAAUGUAGGCAAUGCUGGCGCAAUCUGCGUUGCUUGUACGACCUAUAUAAGAGGGAUCCCAAAACUUCAACAACGAAAUUUAUUGAUCAGUUAAAAUUCUUAGAAAGUCUCUACGCCAGAUCGAAAACUUCAAAUUCUUCUUCAUGUGAAAGCAAAAAAAAUUCAACAAUAGGGUCAGAACAAAUUUUAGAAGAGACUGUAGUUGAAAGAUUUCAUGAUACAGAUUUUGAAGAGUCAGGCUUAGAAGACAAUGAAGACUCUAUAUAUUUUAAUGAAGCAAGCGAUGAAAUCGUUGAAGAAAAUAUUUAUUUGGAGGAAGGAAAACAUAAAUUUACUAAAAACAAGAAAGAAACUUUAUCUUUUUAUAAAAGCUUUGAUGAAAUGGAUGACUUAGAUUUCUUUUUGGGAUUUUUGAAUAAAAAAAUGCGUACUCUUUUACCUGAAGAGAAAAGUUUUGUAGAGAUGAAAUUUACUCAAUUAAUCUUUGAGGCAGAAGCUGGUUUGUUGCAAUAAAAGAAAUAUUUUUUCCUUACAACAGCUCUUUAUACUUAUAGAAAAAAGUACGUUUAUGUACUCGCCGUUUAUAUAAUCCUAGGAAAUAACAGACGUGCAAAAAAAUAGCAGUGGCAUUAUUUUAGUGUUACAUCUACAAAUUGCCAGGGUAUGGGUCGAGUAAAAUGUUUUUCUGAACAAAAGAAAAAAACCUAUAUAUACCGAAAUAAAAACAUAUCAAAAUAUUCAACAUAUGCGGUGCUAUAACAGCGGACAUCCACUUUAGAGGAUAAAUAAAGCAGAAACACGCAAUAGAAACCCCUAUAUGCCAAUGCAACUGUAUACAAAAAAUUAAGUAUUUCAUAAUUUUUGAUUAUUAAAUAUUUAUUUGCUCCAUUAUACUGUUACCAGCUAUAAUUUUUUCAUAAAUACUUACGUUAUGAAUUCGUUUUAUAUGUAUGCUAAAAGAAGAGCUUAAAUUAAUCUAAAAACUAAUAUUACAACAAAUUUCAUAAGGGCAUUGACGUCAGUUCUUUUCAAUAUAAGUGACAAAAACUAAAACUUUUUCAUAGUUAAAAUUUACACAAACUCAUUCUUUGAAUCUUGAAUAUUGUAUAUGUAAUGCAGUGCUUUAAGGACUUGCAUAUAUCAAUGUUUUUACCUAAUUCAAUACAUUUUAAGAGUUUAUUCGUUUGAUUAACUAUAUUUUAUGGUUGAAAAUGAUGGGAGUUAAACAUUAUUAGAUAAGAAAAAACAAAGAAAAAAAUUAAUAAUUUAAUUUUAUUUCAUUUUCUUCAACUUAUUUUUUUUUAAUAAACUAAAAUUCUUUUUUAAUUUAUUCUUUAAAAUAUACAAUAUUACGCAAGUUUAAUAUACAUAUUGUAAAUAUUGUAAUUAUUGUAAUUUUGAAUAUUAACUUAAAAUCCUAAAUAUUAAAUAAUAAAAAGAUUAAACAGU
Messenger RNA from Condylostylus longicornis, 1980 nucleotides. RefSeq lists its product as uncharacterized. The transcript is spliced from 3 exons. Gene Ontology annotation, molecular function: DNA binding. NCBI's taxonomy places the organism in Eukaryota, Metazoa, Arthropoda, Insecta, Diptera, Dolichopodidae. The record is from RefSeq and is a predicted model, not a curated record. Bases 136 to 1044 code for a protein of 302 amino acids.